AUGAUCAGAACAAGGCUGGCUUGGUUCACGUUAGGCUUUGCGACUGCCGGCGCUACAAUCACUCACUUGGUCCUCAAAGAUCUCUGGGUCCACCGUAACUCUCUCUCUUCCGACUUGAAGCUAAAGUUUGAUGCCCUAGACACCAGAAUCACCAAUCUGGAGCCAGUCCUUAGUAACAAUUCCAUUAUCCAGCAGAGAAGGAAAAUAGGGAAUAAGCUAAAGGUGGUUGGGGAGCAUGAGAAGAGUUGUUGUGAAGUCCUUAAGCAAAAAGAUUAUAAGACGUUUGAGUGUGAUAACGUUGUCUCCAGAGAAGAGGAGAGAUGGCCUUCAAUAAGAUUGGUGAUUGUUGUGGAGGAUUUCAUUGAUGUUGAUUGGGAAAUUGAAAAUCAAGCUAAAUUGUUUGAGGCCAGAAUUUGUGUUCAUGGAGGAUUCAUUGAUGUUGAUUGGCAAAUUGAAAAUCAAGCUAAUUUGUUUGGGGCCAGAAUCUGUAUCCACAAACCACAAACGGGUGUUCCUCAAGACCUCUUUUAG
This is a messenger RNA of Ilex paraguariensis (yerba mate), 531 nucleotides long. The record is from the annotation of a GenBank genome assembly. Lineage: Eukaryota; Viridiplantae; Streptophyta; Magnoliopsida; Aquifoliales; Aquifoliaceae.